Ambispora leptoticha is the source of this 2313-nucleotide messenger RNA. Lineage: Eukaryota; Fungi; Glomeromycota; Glomeromycetes; Archaeosporales; Ambisporaceae. The record is from the annotation of a GenBank genome assembly.
AUGGAUUUAGUUGAAAGUGAAUUUGUUUCAGUAGAGGAAGUAACGAUGCGAAAACGUCGUUCAAAAUUUGGUAUUUGUUUAGAAUGUCAUCAACCGAGAACAGGUGAUAGCUGGUGUCAACCAUGUAAUGCUAGACGACUAGCAGCCAUAUCUGAGUUGUUACAGUGGAUUGAUUAUAGUCGUUUAGAUGGAAUACAGAAAAUUGGUGCUGGCGGAUAUGGAACCGUUUAUAAAGCUACGUGGAAUGCUGGUCGAGGAUCAAAUUUAGUGGCAGUUCAACAUCGAUGGCAACAUGAAUCACGAUUAAUUGUGGUCGCUUUAAAAACUUUACUUAAUUCGGAAAGUAAUGAGGAAUUAAUGCACGAGUCAAAACUGAUACUUCAAUCGAUCAAAGUACAUUUAAGAGCAUUUCAAUGUCAUGGCGUCACAAGAAAUCCAACAACAAAACAAUAUAUGAUGGUAGUUCAGUAUGUAUCACAAGUGCCGACAGGCGAAUUAAAAAAUUAUUUAAAUCGAGGAUUCCAAGAUUUACGGUGGAGAAACCGGAUCGUUAAUUUAUUAUAUAUUGCUUCCGACUUAAAAGUUUUGCAUCAAGUUGGAUUAGUUCAUGGUGACUUAAAUUCCGGUAAUUUAUUAGUUCACGGAACAGCGUUAAAUGGAAUACGAGGAACACGGCAGCCAUCUAAAGCAAAUUCGCCGCCUUUAUCGAAUGGGAAAAGAGAAGUUCGCGAUUUACAGAAUGGAAAUGUGGAUUCCGAGAUAUUUAUUCAGUUUGAAGAAGCGGAACUCAAACGACAAGAAGCUGCACGAAAAUUCCCGAAGCCUCCGAAGAAACCAACACAUCCUUUGGCUGUUUAUCACAGCCGAUUACUUUCUGUAGUUUCAAUUUCUGAAAAUGGCAAAAAGAAUGGAAGAGCAGAAACAGUUUAUUUCGACGCUGAGCCAAGCGAGGAACCUGAAUUUAUUAACCAAGACCUUGCGCUUAAACAUCUUGUUCCCGCCAAAAGUCUACCUCGCCCUGCAACUAUAUAUCAAAGACGAAGUCUUCCAAAUUUUGCAGCAUCUAGUAUUGUAAGUCGACUAAGUGCUCGUAAAAGCACUUCAAAUAUUAGCAGCAAAACCACCAGGAUGAGCAAUCGUAUGGCUACUAUUUACUUUGAUGCUGAAUUAGCUGAAGAUGAGGAACUUGUUCCCACCCGACCCCGCUCUAAAUGGAAACAACCAGGCGAAGGUGAUGUACCACCACUGCCACCUUUGCCACCACUUAUUGUGCAAACUUCAAAUGGUUCAUUGGACAAAACUGAUAGUAAUGCAUCGACAGUUUCUUCGCCACAAAGCGAAAAUUUACCUACACCUAUAGAGUGUCCAAGUUCUCCACGAGGAGAGGAUGCCAUCACUUGCAAAGGAAAAGAAAGUGACUAUGCUAAACAAUUUAACUCGGAAUCAACAACAGCAACACAAUCAGCACAAAAAGAUAACAAAGAGGUGGACCUUAUUCAUAAAGAUGAUAAUAAUGCUGAAGCUGAACUCAUUACUAAAGAUAAUGAAGAUGUUGACAUUAUUAAAGAUAGUAAAGAUGUUGACCUUAUCAAUGAAGAUGUCGAUCUUGUUAGUAAAGAUAAUAAAAACGUCGACCUUAUUAAUAAAGAUAAUAAAGACGUCGAUCUUAUUAGCAAAGAUAAUAAAGAUGCUGAACCAACAGCGACAGUGGCAACACAAAUGACACAAUCCGCAGAGAACGUGCAAUCCGCACAAUCCACUGAAACAACAGUCCGACCAAGGAAAAGUAAAGAAAAUGAACGACCAAUAUCAAAAAGAUCAUAUCAAUCCCGGAUUUCAAGGGCUAGCAGCAGAUUAGUUAGUGACAGAAUAGCUAGAAACACAAUUGUUAGCGGCAGAAUGUUUAACGACAAGAUUAUUAACGAUAAAAUAGUUAACAACCCAAUUGUCAACGAUAAAAUAGUUAACGACAGCCCUAGUGAAGAUUCAGAAUGGGUUAAAGAGGUUGUAUUAUCAAUGAAGACUCCACAUGACGAAGACAAGAGUGCAAUUUCAAACUCUUCACAACCAAAGACUGAUAUAGUAAAAAGUAGCGCUGUAUCCAAAGUUUCAGUUGAACCACCGAAACUAUUGGAUAUUCCACCGGGUUUGCAGAAUCAAGGAAGAUUCGAGAAAUCGGAGCACACAAUACAAAUACCGAAAAAACGAAGAUUCAAAUUUAUUCGACGAAUUUUCAAAAAACUUUCAUUAAGAUUGUUUAGAUGUGGCGCCAACAAAAAAGAUAUUUCUUUAGAGGAAUUUGAGGAAUGGUAG